Penaeus chinensis is the source of this 537-nucleotide messenger RNA. Its product is annotated as probable pathogenesis-related protein ARB_02861. Lineage: Eukaryota; Metazoa; Arthropoda; Malacostraca; Decapoda; Penaeidae. The transcript is spliced from 4 exons. The record is from RefSeq and is a predicted model, not a curated record. The coding region runs from base 1 to 537 and encodes 178 amino acids.
AUGGCUUGUUCUAAAAAAGUCAGACAGGCGGGCAAAGAGCUUCGAAAGGUUAAUUCUCCUGAUAGCAAAAGCAAAAGGUCAGCCAGGGGGACAGAGAGCCCCAAAAUUUCCCGACUCUUCUGUAAGCAAAAUACCGUGACACUCCUGAAAGCAUGGUUUCAGGCAGAGGAGGCACAGAGCUCCAAGAAGUCACCAGCAGCCAGUCUCAUCAAAGUUACUUCAAAAAGUCCCAACAAGCCUUUUAUGGUAGACAUCCACGCCCCUCAACCACGCCCCCUAGGCAAGACUUCUAGUCACGCUCCCCUAGCCACGCCCCCAGUCACUCCUUCUACCCACACCCUCCUAGCCACGUCCCCCAACCACGCCUCCAAGCCGCACCCCCCAGCCACGCCCCCCAGCCACGCCCCAAAGCCUCCUCCUCCGCCGACCCACCACAGGAGCUCAUCACAACGCCCUUCCCGCCAUGCGAUGAAACGCGUCUCCUCUCGCCAGGCGUGUCUCCCGCCUUCCCCCGGAGGGCAUAUAAAUGUUAUAUAG